GUUACUUCUCGUUGUACAUCUUUUUGGGGUUCUCACUGUAAAUUAUCUCCUGUUCUAUGGCGACGAAAUAUCUUCAAAAGACAACCGCCACGUUACAACUGGAAUACUCCUUGGACGAUGAACAUAUUUUAACGUUUCUUUCGCAUCGUCCGUGCCAAUGUUAACCAACUAUUAUCUGGUAUGGAAGACCCCGAAAAAUUGAUCAAUCAAACGAUGACAGAUAUGCAAAGUGACUUGGUAAAGGUUCGUCAAGCGUAUGCAGAAGUGGCAGCUAGUCAAAAACGGUUAGAGAAACAACGUCAACAAGCGCAAGUAACUGCUUCAGAAUGGUAUAAAAGAGCUCAGUUGGCUUUACAAAGGGGAGAGGAAGGACUAGCGAGAGAAGCUUUGGUGAGAAAAAAACAACAAGAAGAAAUGGCCAAGUCUUUGGAAGAACAGUUGGCGUUACAAACAGACAAUAUGAAUAAGCUUUAUUCAUCUAUGCAGCAGUUGGAAGUGAAAAUCAAUGAAGCAAGAGCAAAGAAAGAUCAGUACAUUGCUCGAGCUAGAACUGCAAAGACAUCACAAAAGGUGAAUGAAAUGCUUGGUUCAGUCAAUACUAGUUCCGCAUUGGAAGCUUUUGAAAGAAUGAAGUCAAAAGUAGAAGAAUUGGAAGCUAGUGCUGAAGCAAGUGCUGGUAUGAUUGGUUCUGGUGAUGCCAAUUUGGAAAGACAGUUUCAGGCUUUGGAAGGAACUUCAGUAGAUGAUGAAUUGUCCCAGUUGAAGAGAAGUCUUGAGUCUUCUUCUCGUCCCAAAUCACUUCCUUUUCAGGAUCCCAACGUAGAAGCAGAACUAGACCGAAUGAAAAGAGAACGAGAUUAUCCUUAAAAAGUCAUCAGGGGAAUGAAUAUA
Messenger RNA from Galdieria sulphuraria, 891 nucleotides. RefSeq names its product phage shock protein A. The record is from RefSeq and is a predicted model, not a curated record. NCBI's taxonomy places the organism in Eukaryota, Rhodophyta, Bangiophyceae, Galdieriales, Galdieriaceae. The transcript has 2 exons. Bases 181 to 867 code for a protein of 228 amino acids.